AUGACGGCGGAUUUUAUUACUAAAAGACCUCAUAAGAAAUCUAGAGGAGGGUGCCAAACUUGUAAGACGAAAAGAGUCAAAUGCGAUGAGGGACAGCCUCAAUGCGGGUUCUGUGAGAAGAGGAAAUUCACAUGUCUGUAUAUCAAGAAGGUUAUCAAGCAGUCGUCGGACGCUGCAGGGAGCCCAUCCUCUGAUACGGUGUAUGCACCCUCAUCGCCCAGCAACAGUGAUGAGUGGAACGAUACAGCAGACCUCUGGGAUAUGGUUGCUGCACCCACGCCGGCGAUCACCACAUCUAGUGGUAUGCUCUCUCCAGCGGAUUUACGUAUGAUGCAUCACUGGUCUACAUCUACAUGGAGCUCCAUUGCAAUCGGACCCGAGUCCUCCAGCGUCUUGCUUCUGAGAGUACCACAGUUGGCAUUCGAAAAUGACUAUCUCUUGAAUUGUAUCCUAGGAAUUUCCUCGCUUCAUAUCGAACAUUUGAAUCCACAGAAAAUAUAUAACCAGAAACAGACAUCCAAAUAUCGUAGCAAAGCUUUGCUCGGAUUUCGGCAAGCGAUAGCAAGUGCUGAGAAACAGCCAAUCAAUUGGGAAGCCGGGUUGAUAAUGUCAAUACUCUUGCUCGCUCUUUGCUCUAAGGAUAAUAUUGAUGGAACAAAUGGUUUUACAAUCGUCAACUGGGUUGUCCUCUACCGAGGCCUUGCUGCGAUUAUUAUGAUGAAAUCUUACGAUGCCAUCCAGACCACCGGUGUCAAACCAAUCUUUCGUCGAGAACUGAGGGAGUUGCGGUUCGCUCCAGUUGUACCACGCAAUCUUGUCAAGCUGCUAGAGGGAAUUUCACCCUCUGAUUCCGACUUUGAGUACCUCGAACCGUAUUGUAAUGUGUUGGAUGCUUUGGGAAUACUUUACGGAAGUUUAUCCCAGGAUGGUGUAGCCCCCGAACUUUGGGUUAGGGUCAUAUCGUGGCCAAGUUACACCAGCCAGGAAUUUACGAAUUGUGCAGUCGAGCAGCGGCCGAGAGCUUUGAUCAUCCUAGCCCACUAUUUGUGCUUUAUCAAGCUGAUUCAAGGUUUGUGGUGGGUGGAUGAUAUGCCUGAUGCAGAGAUCAGAGCUAUCAUGAAACUGAUCGGAGAUCAAUGGCUGCCAUUUAUGGCGAUUCCGUUAGCCGUUGUGGAAGAGACUAACAAAGAAAAAAUUGGGCGAAUGUUGCUCUUGGGCGAGAUUCCAUUGGCAAUGAAUAUCCUAGAGCUCCAAGAUACAGAUGGGGCAGCCAUGUUUUCUACAGAUAUCAGUGUACUUGAUGAAGCCAAUUGCUCGUCCGAAGUGUUGUAUCCUAUCCUAGAUUAG
Glarea lozoyensis ATCC 20868 is the source of this 1347-nucleotide messenger RNA. Its product is annotated as Zn2/Cys6 DNA-binding protein. Lineage: Eukaryota; Fungi; Ascomycota; Leotiomycetes; Helotiales; Helotiaceae. The transcript is spliced from 2 exons. The record is from RefSeq and is a predicted model, not a curated record. Gene Ontology annotation, biological process: regulation of transcription by RNA polymerase II. The coding region runs from base 1 to 1347 and encodes 448 amino acids. Gene Ontology annotation, molecular function: DNA-binding transcription factor activity, RNA polymerase II-specific; zinc ion binding.